AUGGCGGCGGCGGCGGCCUCAGGGACAUCGUACGGCGCGCCGGUGCAGUUCCCCAUGUACCACCCGGGGGCCGCGAUGGCGUACUACGCCCACGCGUCCAUGGCCGCGGGUGUUCCUUACCCGACUGCUGAAGCUGUUGCUGCUGCCGCAGCUGCGCCAGUUGUGGCAGAAGGAAAGGGCAAGGCUAAGGGCGGUGACGUGUCUCCUGAGAAGGGCAGUUCUGCUGCGCCCUCUGGCGACGACGCUUCGCAGAGCUGUGGGAGCGGCAGUGACGAGUCUUCAGACACGAGAGAUUAUGACACUGACCAAAAGGAUUCGUCUGCACCUAAGAAGAGGAAAUCUGGUAAUACCUCAGCGGAAGGUGAACCGUCUCAAGCUGCUGCUGUUCCAUAUGCUGCUGUCGAGUCACCGUAUCAGUUGAAGGGGAGGUCUGCCUCAAAGCUUCCAGUUUCUGCGCCUGGGCGGGCAGCACUUCCCAAUGCCACGCCAAAUCUGAACAUAGGGAUUGAUCUUUGGAGUGCUUCUCAAUCCUUAGCUGUGAUCCCAGUGCAGGGGGAAGCAAAUCCUGGCUUGGCGCUUGCCCGAUGUGAUGGUGUUGGUCAGCUGGACUCUUCCACUCCCGGUUAUAUACAACUCCAAAGCCAAGAAGAACAUAUGGUGGUCGUGCACCAACACAUCGCCGCGCUUGCAGCAGGAAAGGAAUGUGUUGAUGACGAGCAGCUUCAUACGUCUUGGCACCCAGCCGGCGUUGAGGAGUUAGUCCCGCCCUCGGCGAGGACGUCUUGGUGCGUGACCACCAUCAACAAGGAGUCGUCUUCCAGCAUAGCCGCCAUCGACGAGGUCUCCACCCAGCCACCGGCAUUGGCGUCUUGGCGCGUGACCAACGUAAAGUCCGCCCAGCCAGCAACGCUGGUGGCGAGGUCUUCCAGCGUGGCCACUGACAGGAAGUCUCCACAGGGCCGUCUCGCGCGGAUACUGGAUGAGCGUGAAAUUAAGAGGGAGAGGCGAAAACAAUCUAAUAGGGAGUCUGCGAGGAGAUCAAGGUUACGCAAGCAGCAAGAGUGCGAGGAAUUAUCCAGGAAGGUUGCUGAGCUGACAACUGAGAACAACGCCCUCAGAACUGAGCUUGACCAGCUUAAGAAGGCCUGUGAAGAUAUGGAAGCACAGAAUGCACAACUAAUGUCUCAGGAACCUGCUGCGGUCACAACCACACUGGGCAUGAGCAUCGCAGCGCCCAAAGUGCAGCAGCACGAUGAUGAGGGUAAACUUCAUAAGAAGGCUAAUAAUAACAGCAACGGGAAGUACGUAGGUGGCAGCCACAAACUGGAGGCUAACCCUAGGUGA
Triticum turgidum subsp. durum (durum wheat) is the source of this 1344-nucleotide messenger RNA. NCBI's taxonomy places the organism in Eukaryota, Viridiplantae, Streptophyta, Magnoliopsida, Poales, Poaceae. The record is from the annotation of a GenBank genome assembly.